Messenger RNA from Endocarpon pusillum Z07020, 1146 nucleotides. RefSeq lists its product as uncharacterized. Bases 1 to 1146 code for a protein of 381 amino acids. The transcript is spliced from 2 exons. The record is from RefSeq and is a predicted model, not a curated record. Lineage: Eukaryota; Fungi; Ascomycota; Eurotiomycetes; Verrucariales; Verrucariaceae.
AUGGAGCUGGGACGCUCGCCUCAUUUAGAGACCGAGCGCAAAUCAUCACACAAGACGAAGAAGCGAAAACAUGCCGACUCAGAACAAAAGACGUCGAGCAAGAAGCGGAAAAAGCAGCUCGACUCAAACCUCCACCAUGUCCUCGACACUCCCUCCAAGAUCCCCAAAUCCAAGACGAAAUCUCAAUCAUUCAAUGAUGCAGUGCAAUCACCUCCCUCCUCGCCACCUGUGCGCGCAACGCUCCCAGACCCCGACCACGACAUCUCCAUCACCGACGCACCCCCAAUAACCAAGGGCUCCUUAACCCCUACCUCCUCCCCGUUCCACAGCACAACCUUAUCCCUCUACCUCCCCAUCCCCGCCAUCGCCCUCUCUCCAAACACCGCCCUCCCCGCCAUGCUAACCACGCACAUGACCCCCCUCCUCCUCAGCUACUACCCGCCCCUCCGCGGCAUCGUCCUCUCCAUCAGCAACCCGAUCCUCUCCUCCCAAAAGCCCUUACCCCACCGCCCCCCUGCACCUCCACCCUCACCAAACGCCGACGAACCAUCACAAACAGUGCUGGCCCACUGCGCCGACGCAGACGGCCUAUCCUACGCCUGGCUCACCGUCCACGACAACGUCUGCAGCGAAGGCUUCGUCGGGCUAGCAGUGGAGAUGGGUGGCGCCGGGGGGGGGGAAGCGGUGGGGAAUAAAGGGGAGAUGAGGAGGAAAAUGAAGAAAAUAGGGGUGAAGAGGGAUGGUGACGGUGAGGAGGAAGAAGAAGAAGAGGAGGAGGAGGAGGGUAUGGUGGAUACUUCGCAGGAAACGCUGGUCAAUGCCGUCGCCGACGGAGACCAGGGGCAGGAAGAGGACGGAGAUGGAGACGGAGAGGGCGAAAUUGGAUAUUUCCAACGCGGAGACGGGACGAGAGUGCACGGGUCGAUCAGGUUCAGGGUGGUGGACUGUGAGAUCGUGCCGGGCCAUGAUCGGGAGAGCUGGUCCCUGCAGAUCGAGGGGACGCUUCUCAGCGUGGACAAGGAGGAGAGCGUGCUGCAGGAGGAACGGCAGAAGGUCUUGAGGAGGCAAGGAAAGGCGGUCAUGAGUGGUGGAUUGGGUUCGGGGCCUGGUAGCGAUAGGAAUGGCCAUGUGCUGAGCAAAAGCUAG